CGAACGUGCUCCAACGCAGAACUCCUCGUCCUCACAUUCACACUGUCGAACACAGCGAGAGCUGCACCGUUGGGGAGUAUAUCCGAUCCAUCACUAGCGCUCGAUACCAGCCCUCAGCGCUCUCAAGCGCCUCGCUUGCGGUCUGAUCCGACCAUCAUCGCCAAGGUCAGCUGCCCCGACCACAUGGAGCACGCGGAACUCUCCGAUAUUAUAGACCGGCGCAGCUGCACGACCCGUGUUUCAGCGCCCGGCGGCAUCUUUAGAGGCUAGUGGCGCCGUAAGCUGCAUCAACGUUGCGAUGGACACCACCCACUCCACCAUGAAGCCCCGCACACCCCUCUGGCGCCGGAUCCUCGGCCACAUCGCGGCUCAGUGGAACCUGCUCGCAAUGGGCGUCCUCAUCGCACUCGCUUACGUCUUCCCCCGCGUCGGCAUGACGGGAGGCGCGCUGCGCGCAGAGUACACCGUGACCUGGGGCGGUGUGGCGCUCAUCUUCCUCAUUGCUGGCCUUUCCCUCUCGCUUGACGCCCUCAAAUCCGGCCUGCCACAUGUACAAGCGCACGUCGUCUGCGCGGGCUUCACGUACCUCGUGGCGCCGGCGCUCGCAUUCGGGUUCGGCACAGCCGGCCGCGAUGCCGGCCUCGACGUCUACGUCAUGGGCGGGAUGGUAGUCACUGGUGGCUUGCCGACGACGGUCGCGAGUAAUGUGAGCGCGACACUCGCUGCGGGCGGGAGCACCGCCCUUGCCAGCAUCGAAGUCCUCCUCUCCAAUACGCUUGGUCCGUUCAUCGCGCCGCUGCUGGCGAAGAUGUUCCUCACGCCCCAAAUGGGGUGGGACGAGGCCCGGCCCGGUCGUGGCGACCUCACCCCCAUCUACGUCCGCAUGGCGAAGCAGCUCAGCGCCGCCCUCCUGGGACCUAUGCUCGUCGGUCUGUUUAUUCAGCACCUCUUUCCGCGGCCCGUCGCGCGCAUCCGUACUGUCCUACAUCUCGCCAAGGUCGCCGCGUUCCUCACUAGCCUCUGUGUGUGGCACAGCUUCAGCAAUGCGUUUGCGUCGGGCGCAUUCCUCACAGCCUCCCACGCCUCCAUCAUCUAUCUGUGCUUCAUGAGCUGGGCAAGCUAUCUCAUCCUUACCGCGCUCGUUUUCCUCGUCGUUCGCCUGCCCGGGAUCCCCGGAACGGCGGCGGCGCGUUGGCGCAUGAGCAAGCGGGACAGUCUCGCUCUGCUAUUCUGCGGGCCGGCCAAAGGCGUUGCCGUCGGUGCCCCCACCAUCGCGAUCCUGUACGCAGACCGAAAACUUGCGGUGCAAGCCAAGCUCUCGCUGGCGCUCGUAAUAUACCAGGGGGAGCAAGUGGCGAUGGCGCAGGUCGUUGUCCCCCUCUUGCGCUGGUGGGCCAGGGAUGAGGUGGCUGCGCACGAGGCGGCCGAGGCGGAGCGACUGCGCGCGCGCGAGAUUGCAAAGACUCGCGGUGAGCAGGGCGUGCUGGAGGGAGAGAAGGGGGUCGCGACCGGGACUGAGGAUGUCGAGCGCGGCGAGGCACGCCAUCGGCAGUUGAGUAUCGAUGAGCAACUGGCUGUGCAGCGCUAGGUACAGCAUUGCCCAACGUGAGGACCACUGUCCGUCAACCUCUCCGAUAGUGCAGAGCUUGAGGCGAUGCUCUGUCACUGAUGUGCGCGUCGAUGCCACAUAUAAGGCAGGACCAACACCGAUCUCAGAGAGUGCUCAAGUAACAAAUUUAUUUGUAGCUAUAGUGUGGUUCAUUUGCAUCUUUCAUCAGACC
Messenger RNA from Cutaneotrichosporon oleaginosum, 1781 nucleotides. RefSeq lists its product as uncharacterized. The record is from RefSeq and is a predicted model, not a curated record. NCBI's taxonomy places the organism in Eukaryota, Fungi, Basidiomycota, Tremellomycetes, Trichosporonales, Trichosporonaceae. Gene Ontology annotation, cellular component: plasma membrane.